Molecule: messenger RNA, 498 nt
Organism: Onthophagus taurus
Lineage: Eukaryota; Metazoa; Arthropoda; Insecta; Coleoptera; Scarabaeidae
Source: RefSeq, a predicted model, not a curated record
AAUUCUUUAAGAAAUAUGGUAAAUAAAAUUAAAUUUAUUUAUUAUUUAGCUGGUCAACCAACCACCCCAAUUGGUACAACAAGUACAGCAGUGGCCAUCCCAGGAACAGCAGGUCCAUCUUUGGCAACUGUGGCCCCACCAACAGAUCCCCCACAUUUCCAAUGCCCACGAAGGCCGAACUUGGGCCGGGAAGGUCGGCCAAUCGGCCUCAGAGCAAACCACUUCCAAAUCACAAUGCCCAGAGGUUUUGUUCAUCAUUACGACGUCAAUAUACAACCAGACAAAUGCCCGAGAAAGGUUAAUCGCGAAAUAAUAGAAACAAUGGUUCAUGCAUACACAAAAAUCUUUGGGACAUUAAAACCGGUCUUUGAUGGUAGAAAUAAUUUGUACACUCGGGAUCCAUUGCCANAAGAUUUUCUGUUUUACCAGACAGGGAAUUUGCCUUUGUCGAGGAAGCCGUUGGUCGAAAAUUUAAUUAGUACCGAAAACCGUUUUCAG